This is a messenger RNA of Acanthosepion pharaonis, 741 nucleotides long. The record is from the annotation of a GenBank genome assembly. Lineage: Eukaryota; Metazoa; Mollusca; Cephalopoda; Sepiida; Sepiidae.
AUGAAUUGGGACUUUCUUGAAUCCCUUUCGAUUUUAGUCUUCGGCUCCCUCCCUCUCUUUCUUUCUCCUUUAUUCUUAUCUUCUCUCUAUUGCUCUCCCACUCUCUCACAUAAUAUGUGUCUCUCUUUUUUCUCUCAAUCGCUCUUUCUUGAUUGCUUUCUCUCUUUUUAUCUUUCCUUCUCUUUUGCGUCUUUCAACUCUUUCGCAUUCUUCUUUCUUUCUCACUCUCUCUCAGUCUUUCUCUUUUUCUAUCACUAUGUCUCUCCCUGUCUACUCUCUACCCAUCUGACUUUUCCCUAUUUGAUUUCUUUUCUCUCUCUCGCUUCCUCUCUCUGUCACUUUUAUUUCUCUUCUUCUCCAUCUUUUCCUCUGUAUCAUCCAUCUCUUUCGCUCUUAUCCUUUUACAAACACCUCUCCCUUUUUCCCUUACUCGUCUCCUCUUUUCUCUCUUCCUUUUUCUGUCACUCUUUCAUUCUUUCUUUUGAUCCCUGUCGCUGUAUUUCUUUUCUGAAACUAUCCACUGCCUUAGCUUCGCCAUCUUUUUCUCUCUGCCAAUCUUUUUUGCUUCCUCUUCCUUAUUUCGUUCUUUUUCUUCUAUCACCUUUUCACACGCUCUUCUUUUCUCUCAUUUUGCCCCGUAUCUAUCUCCUCCCUACCCAUUUCCGUUCCCCUCUUGACCUUCGGCCUUUAUUUUACUUCGGUAUCUUUCAAUUCGUUUCUUUUGUUGUUUUGUUGUCUUGA